This is a messenger RNA of Manduca sexta (tobacco hornworm), 4307 nucleotides long. RefSeq lists its product as uncharacterized. Lineage: Eukaryota; Metazoa; Arthropoda; Insecta; Lepidoptera; Sphingidae. The record is from RefSeq and is a predicted model, not a curated record. Gene Ontology annotation, molecular function: ubiquitin binding. The coding region runs from base 2323 to 3687 and encodes 454 amino acids. The transcript has 10 exons.
AGAAUUCAAGAAAUAUUCACCCGCCGGUACAAAAUCAUCAUCAUUCUGGUCCUCACCUCGGCUUGGAAACUAUACAACGUCAGGUUUUCAGUACAAAUGAAGAACUGGUAACAUCGGAGCAGUGACCACAGCAUUUAUGAUUCAGAGUAUAAAGAUUUAUUCAUUAAAUGCACACAUCACAAUAGGCAUGCUUGGGAAAAACAAAGCUUAACUAUGACUACUAUUAUGCUAUUGUAUUGGCUUAUCCUUCUAUUCAACUAGGGGUUUAAUAAGACUAUUAUAAUAUUUUGAAAAAUAUCUGAAUAAACUUAUUGGCCUUACUUAAUAUAAUUUAAUAAUAAUUAUAUUAAAAAGUUAUUUUAAUUCCUGCUCUUGUUUUUCUCAAUCAACCGUCACAAACAAAUUCUAGCCAGGGCCGGAUUAAGAACGUCGGGGCCCCUAGGAUAUGCACAUAUUGGAGCCCCUUUACAUUUCCUGACAUCCCAUUUCUUUUAACCACAACCUUAUUGACAAACUUCAAAAAAGAAGAUUAUAUAUUUUGCGACUAUGAAUAUAAUAUGUAUGACUGCGAUUAUUUCAAUAACUACUGAUCCUAUUUGGAUGGGGUUCUCAAUGGUUUUAAAUGUAUAUUCUUCAGAGAAGAGAUAUACACAUUAUUGGGAUCUGAUGAAGAACUAUGGAGAUAGACUAUGAAACUGUUCAAUAAAUAUAAUAUUAUGUAAAUGUGAUCAUAUCUAUGUAUUAUUCUAAAAACAGCUAAAAUUUAAAACUUAAACAGAAAAUAAAACCAACUUCAUAAACUACUACUAACACUAUGUAAAAAAUCACGAUUGCAUGUAAUUAUCGUAGGGGCGUGGGCUAGAAACUACGGCGGCGUGCCGUAUCGACCGAAUGAGUGGUAGAUCAAGCUAUCCUUGCAUUCGCGUUCCGCCGCACACCGAUUACUCCUAAAGCAAUCCAUUUACCACUUGCGUCAUGUGAGAAAUAUAAUUUAGGCAUUUUAUUGGCUGUUGUUAUAUACUAUUACUUACAGUACCUAGUUUUUGUUUUUGUAAUGUAUCUCGUUCUAUUAAUUUAGUUUUUGGUAUUCAGGUUUUAUUUGCCUUAUUUUUAAAAAGCGGGUUAUAGGUAGGUAAUGUCGUCUUAAAUGCACAAUCCAUGAAAUAAUCUGCCAUGAAGAUGUCAAUAUUUGAUGUUUUUAUGAAAUUAAAUUAAAGAGUGGUAUGGAAGCAGUAAAAUGGGCUCAAUUUAAGAAUUAAAUGAAGAUGACAGUUAUAACUAUGGAUAUUUUUUAGUUAUUUAAUUAAAUAAUAAUUAUAUUUUGUUUCUAGUUUAUUAAUCACUUCCGUUUUCUAUUAUAUUCAAGUUUUGAAUUUUCCGUUGGAAAAUAGUUCUCACCGGUAAGUGUGAAUAUACAUACAAUAGUUUUCGCAUUGCUUUGCGGUAUAAAAGCUGAUCCUGCGCUGCAGUACAUGUUAACCCAAUUGGUCAGGGUUAAAAACGCUGCGAAAAAAUAAAUUACGAUUAUUCUUUAAUAACUUUAAAUAAGUUCCAAAACGUACGAAAAUAUAACUAAAAGAUAAUUAAGGCAAUAAUAUUGUGAUUGGUUAGCGGUCUUAUUAAAUAAAAUAAGUAAUUUACUUUACCUUUCUCGGUGCGUGGCCCCUGAUGUCGAGCCCCUAGGCAGUUGCCUAAUUUGCCUUAGAGCUUAUCCGGUCCUGUUUUAGCUAACGAUUUGUGUAUGUGUUAUCAAAAUUUAUUUGGUUACAGCUUUAGUUUGAACACAAUAAUAUCUAUUUUUAAUCAGUAACACGAAAUUAAAACCAGUUUUAAAUUGAUUGAAUAUAAGAAUUUAGUUUUAUUUUAGUGUGUGUGUGUGUAUCCUAUAUUAUUUGAUGGCGCUGUUCACUGCUAUUAAUAUAAUAAAUACUAGUAAAUAACCUGCCUCUUAAUUUAGGUAAUAUGUUAAUAUAUUUAUUGUGUUAUAAUAAAAGGUGAGGCUAUUGUUUACUAAAAUUUAAAAUCACUUAAAUAUACUCGCACUAUCCAUCAAUAUAACAUUCAAGCAAUGAUUUCUUAUUAUUCUUCGGUAUAAAUAAUAUCCUACCUUAAUCAAUGAAAUGUCAACAGCAGCAAAAUAAGCUACUUUCUUUCUAUUUUAAGUAGAAAAUGAUUGGACUAGGAUUUUCUGUAUAUGUAACCGGUCUUGUAACCGACGUUUGACGGCACCAGCAGUAAAUCAACGGGGUAUAAAACUUUGUAAAGAUUUUUCGAACCUUGAUAACCCGCACCUGCACGUUUGAUGAGUGUUUCAUUUGUCCCAUGUCUGUACCGGAUGCGCAGGCGUCGCACAACUCCCCCUACCACGUCCACCCCUACCCGGCCCCAGUACCCGUGCAACAGGCUUUCCAAUCACAGGAAGCAAAUAUGUUCCACCCAAAAGGGCUUAGGCCGCAUCAAGAUACCCGAGAGGGCCCUGUACUGGGGCGGGCACUGUGUCUAACUUCUAAAGACAGCCCAGUGCCAGGCCGUGUGUCUCAUCUGAACGAAAAGUUCCAGGAUUCAGUCACGAUGUUCUCUGACACGGACGAGCUCGUCGCGAGGAUCAGCUCCAUGUUCCCCACAGUCAGCCACACACACAUAAGGAUCUUGCUGAAGAAGUACUACAAUCGAGAGGCAGUAGUUAUCAGUGCCCUGCAAGUGGAGAAGCAUCCGAUCGCAACCCCAGGUCCCUUGACCAUGUCUCCUUCGGCCGCCAGGCUGCAUAUGGGCGUAGCGGAAAGCCUCGCGGCGAUGCAUCCUCCCAUUGCGUACCCCGGGUCGUCGGACUCCGGCCGCUUCUCGCCAAGACAAGAUAUGAUGCAAGCGGCCUUAGCGUACUACAGGAGUGCGCGGCCGCGGCACCCCGAGCAGCAGACGACAACUAGGCACUCCUCCCCCAAGAUGAAGCUGAAGUACUUAAAAAGCGUGUUCCCGAAAGCGGACGAGACAUUCAUUCUGGAGGUGCUCGCCAAGAACGACAACAGCGUACAGAUGGCUGGCCAGGACUUGGAGGCGAUGGGGUACGUGAAGAAGGACAAUAUGCAGCAGAAGAAGAAGGAGCCCACGCCGCAACCAGUGAAAAAGGUCGUGUUGAUGCGAACGCUUGAGGACAGGCAGCUGGUGUUCGAGAAGCUACACAGGAAGUACUGGUCGGUGCCGGAGAAAUUGGUCAUGAUUGCGCUGGAGUCCGUGGAGUAUAACGAGGAGAGGGCCGACAACAUCCUCUCGAUGAUACUGCAGGAAUACACCUCGCCGAUGAUCAGGCCGGAGGCGGAGUCCAGGGCGCGUGUGGAGGAGCUGCCCGGCGGGCCAAUUGCGAACAUCAAUGUCCAGCCAGAGGUCAAUAAUUACCAAUCGAUGUACUCUAACGUCGCGGCUGGACCAAAUCCCGCGAUGCGCCAGGGCCCUCAGGAUGAACUGCUGUUGGAGGACUACAUGCCAUGGAAUGGACCAAAUCCGGAACUCCGCAUGGGCCAAGCUGCCAGGCCCGCCGGUGCGUUACAUCAGCAGGGUAAUCAGUUGCCGCUGGCUCGCGGGCCUUCUGGAAUCGCCCGGGGACCAUCUGGUCUUGCUCAGGGCCCAUCGGGGGUAGCCCAGGGCCCCUCGGGACUUGCUCAGGGCUCGAUGUACCGCAAUCGCAAUUAAAUGAACCAGCGGGCGGACACAGAAUCCGAGACUUGUCACAUUCGCCUUUUUUGUUGUUCCGGUGCUAUUUAUCGGUCAGAAGACAGCGACAGUGUCUCGGCUACCCUUAUUCCCUAGCCGAUCAACAUCAUAGCCUAGUGUCAUGUCCAGUUACCUGGAUAAAAAAGGCUGACAAAUAUGAUUGGUGUCAUCUGUCGCUUAUAACACUAAUAAUGGCGCUUAUAAUCCCUAGCGUCGCUGCAGCGCCGGCUGUUUCUGAUUAUUUAGUAAAUUUUAGGUUAGAUAUUUUGUCUUAUGAUCUCAUUUGAUUCGUCCAUAUUUUACAUGUAAAAAUGUUGGUUAGUUUUUAUGUAAAUAUGUUGUAUAAUUUGUGCUCAAUAUUUAGAAUUAAUAGGCGGGUUUCGGUUUAAUUUGUGGAAAAUAACACCUGCCCACUUUAUUGUUUUACCUGUGAUAUUUUUUUUACAAGAAGUUCAAUGAUUUGGUGUUGAUUUGAAUGUCAAACUUGUUUGUGAAUGUUUAGGUUAAAGUUAUGGUUAGUAAGAGAAGUAAGGUCAGGUGGGGCAAGUGCGCCGACGGGGUAAGUGCACCUACCCUAAAAAAAUCGAGAACUAUUGAUG